AUGCGCAGUAUCCGUAGUCUCAUGUCAAUCCACGUCCAACAAGCCAUGUUGGCCUGCCGCCAGAUAAAGUGCCCUUAUUUGGGCGGGACCAGAAUCAGCCACACACUGCACAUCAUCUCAUCUCCGACACAGGGUUGCUAUCAAGACUGCCUGCGCCUCUGGUUCGGUGGACACGUGCUCCACGAUCUGGCAGUUACAUACUGGUGGUACCUGCAUUAUUCGUUGGUCGAUUGCGGUAACUUACAGAAAUAA
Akanthomyces muscarius is the source of this 252-nucleotide messenger RNA. RefSeq lists its product as uncharacterized. The coding region runs from base 1 to 252 and encodes 83 amino acids. Lineage: Eukaryota; Fungi; Ascomycota; Sordariomycetes; Hypocreales; Cordycipitaceae. The transcript has 3 exons. The record is from RefSeq and is a predicted model, not a curated record.